AAGCAAUGUUCGAAGAUUGUAGCCCGUGUACCCUAGUACCAAAGAGAAAAGGUAUAUCCUAGUACCAUAGAGUAUACUAGUAUAUAGGGAACCUAGUACCUUCUGCGUUAGGUAUACCUACUUCGUACGUUUAUUUAUAAAAUUUAUAGGACACAAUAAUCGCAAUAAGUGCUUAUAAGUGAUGUUAGAUUUGAAGUGAAUAUUAGUCUAAAUUUAUCAUGGAUAAUAUAAUUUCUUGGAGAGCGGAAGAUGAAGCCAUCAUAGCGACUAAUACCGACGCUACAGAAUGCAAGAGAUGCGCAGUGGAGUUGGGAUAUUGGAAGGACGAUUACAUCUCAUAUUUUGUUAAACAUGUAGAUAGAAAAGCCCCUGAGAUAAAUCGAGGUUACUAUGCCAGAGUCCGAGCCAUGGAGAUGUUUAUCCAUCAAUUUUUGGAGAGGUGUGACACAAAAUGUCAAAUUAUAAAUCUUGGCUGCGGCUUUGACACACUGUAUUGGAGGCUGAGGGAUACAACUCAGGCUGUUGGCAAUUUUACUGAGUUGGAUUUCCCUUCAGUAACAGCCAAAAAGUGUCACAUCAUCAAGCGUAACAAACAGCUUCUUGAAAAAAUUUCUAAUGAAGAUGGCGAAGUGGUGAUCCGUGGGGGCGACUUGCAUUCGGAUGGAUACCAUCUAUUGAGCUGUGAUCUGCGUUGCCUAGGAGAAGUGCGCCGUAAACUUGCAGUUGGUGGUAUCAAUGAUUCGGCACCCACACUCAUAUUGGCCGAGUGUGUGCUUGUGUACCUACGGCCCGAUGCAGCUGCUGCAUUACUAAGCCAUCUUGCUUCUACAUUUACACGUUGUGCUCUACUUGUCUAUGAACAGUGUAAUCUCGGCGACAAAUUUGGAGAGGUAAUGUUACGAAAUUUAAAUGCACGUGGUUGUGCCCUUGCUUGCGAACGACUUUGCCUUGAGCCAUCAGCCCAAGCAGAGCGUAUGGUCACGCUAGGGUUCGACAAAGCACGUGCCUGGGAUAUGGAAACAGUAUGGCGCGCGUUUCCCGAAGAAGACCGCGUUCGUGUCGAGUCACUAGAAAUGCUAGACGAACGCGAAUUGCUACAACAACUCAAUACACACUACGCGCUCACAGUGGCUACACGAGGCGAUGUGUUUGCUGAUAUGGACCUAAAUGCGUAGACAAACGUGUCGCCUUUCGUGCUUAUAUCCAGCCGCCCAGAGCGCGCCCGAAUGCGGCGCCGCACUUAUCAAUGUAAAAAUUCCUUUGCGCUUUUUAUGCCUACUCUUUGUAUGCACCGUUUCUUUCUCAGUAGAUUUGAUUUUGGGCCAGGUCUGAUUUGUGUGAUGUCUGGUUGUCGUGAUGCACUAAUGGUUAUAUUCAAAAACUAAAAAUUUGUCCCCUAGAAAAUCUAAAAGAUCUCUAUAGAAUAACAAAUUAAUGUCUUUAGAAAUUUUAAUAUAUUUUUAUUAAUCUUUUAUAAAUGAUCUUUGCUUAAAACGGAAAUGUUCUAUUCUUUACUUUUUUUGCGGAUCCCAACUUCUUAAAGUUAUAGGAUAAUUUUAAGUUUUAUUUGAUGUGGUGCAGAUUAUUUAGGUGAUUCGGAUAUAGCGUCGGUGAUCGCAAGCGUGUAAAGCAGUGUUUCAUGAAGCAGCUUCUAGUCUUAAUGCGUCCAUUUUUACGAAUUGAAGUUCUUGUGAUUAUUUAAUUAAAUACAUACCUCACCAUUCGGUAAUUAAAACAAAAUAUAGCAUAGGGUGCGUCUAUGUCUUGCGGAUGCAUAUUACGCGCGACUCGUGAUCAACUUUUACGAUACAACAAUGUCAUACGAACAAUAGUUACCCAAUUUGUUGUGAGUCGUGACGGUUAAUUUAUCCUUGGAUGACUAUCGUCUCUAGCUGAUCCCAUUAAAUCGGCCGUUUGUUGUCAUUGUAUCGUCAUUCAAACUAUUGUCAUUACCAAGUUUCGUAUCUCGCUGUUCCCAUUGUACAUUGACGACAUUUUAUGGGUUCACGACAGUCGCCCCGGAGUGUUUUUCGAGAUCUUUUUAUCGUGGCUACGAUACAUAUGCACAACAAACAACGAUUCACGGUUUGCGGUCACGAUCAUCGUUUUUCUUAGUUAAGUCGCGUAAAGAUACCUCAUUUUGAUAAUUUGGCUGAUUGUAAUCAGACUACACUACAUUAUACUAUGCGAAUAAACAGACGCAUUCAUCUGGACGGCACCCUCUGUAAAAAGAAAUGGAUAUUUCUUCGGAUUUAAAAUUAGAAAAAGGAAAUGUUAGGAUCAAGUGAGGGACAGUUUCACAUAGAGAACAUCUUUUUUUUAUUUUGUGGCUGUUUCCGUUUUAAACAGAAAUUAAAAAAACAUCUCUGCAUUCAUAGAGAUAUAAGAAUACAGUGGGGAAGGCGGCUAUAAAAGUGUCCAUCUAGUAGAAAGAGAAAAAAGACGAGAGACCGCUAACUAUAUCUCUCUCUUGUGACGCAUGGCAUCCAAUGGCAUCACAUCGAAAUAGUAAGAUGCUUACGGUUGCUAAUGCGCAUGCACGAUUAGAGAGAGAAAGCUAGCGAUCUCUCAUCUUCUUUCUCUUUCUAUUAGAGGGCCACUUCCCCUUGUAGUAGUCUAUAUCUCCCCUACUCUAUUCUUACACCUCUAUGUCUGCAUUACACCCGGCCAUUUGACGUCUGAUGACAGCUGCUUUAGAUGGUGGCUGAAAAUAAUAAAAACACAUCAAGACGGACCAUAGCUAAAUAAGAAAAGGGCAGAGAUAUUCCUAGUGUUACAUUGUAUCUCACUUGACUUUGUUUUGAAUACUCAUGAUAGUGUUUUGUUUUGAUCGCAUUGAAAUUGUUAAUGAUGGGAUGGGUAUCACUUCAGUUAUGUGACACAGCAUUUUGAGAACAACAAUUUUGAGAUUUCAGACUUGGCAAUUUGAUGGUAAUUGACUUGGAAGUACUCUUAACAAAAAAAACUUUCUUUGUUGUAGUAUAGAAAUGCUGUGGUGCUCUAAUGUGUGCGUAUUCUUAAUCAGGUGUGAUAUAUCGAUAUGAUUGUGUUAAAAUUUAACUGGGAAUGACCCACAUUUUGAUUUUUGAAUAGGUCAUUUGGAAUUAGAGAAACUUAGAAUACAAAUACUUUUUUUGAUAGUAAAUAAAAAUCCUGAAGGGAGUAAAUAUUAAACUGUGGUGACAGAUUUUAAAUGAAAAAAAAAAUGGUCUGUAUUAUCACUUUCAUAUCAAUAAUUUUUACUUGGUGAUCAGAAUAUGUGUGGACAUCAGAAUGUAUAAGCCUAUGGCAAUUAAGAAGUAUAACAUUUUGCAGACCAAUCUUCGAUCUUUCAUGGCUCUUUGACGCCUCGCCUUGCGGCUGGUCCUAUUUUUUUGGUCGCAACUCGAAAGUAGUUAAAUUGUGAUGUCAAUCAGACUACCAUUACAAAGAAAUAACAAAACUUGUCACAGGCUUCUUUUUAUCACUUAAUUUUGUAAUUCCAAUGUAAAAGUGAUACUUUGAAGAGUUAGUUUAAGUUUUAAUUUAUAUUUCGUUGGAUUGUUUUGUUAAAAGAGUCAUCAGAUUUAGAAACUUAUUUUUAUUGGUCGUUAUAAACUUUUACUUAAGCUAUUUUACAAAUACACAUAAGAUUAUCACAAAUAUUUUAAUACGACUUCAACUUCGGCUGGUUGCGACUGUGGGGUAGAUUUCAAAAAGGUCACAAGGGAAACGUCAAAUUAGCGAAGAGCUUGUUGUAGAACGCGAUUCCAUGGCCAUUUAACAUCCACUGAAACAAAAGUUUUAAUUGUGAAUAAAACCUAAAAACUUGUGUUAAUAAGAAUUGCUUUUGUCACUAGCAUAUUUCUAUGAGUAAGAAAUGUGUUACUCUUCAAUUAGAAUGAAGGUAACUCUGCCCUGGUGAUGUCAUAAGACCACUUUACUGUAAUAUUAUUAUAACAUUAGUUUGUCCAUUGUAUUGGUUACAUGAUCGUCUAAAUGUUGCACUAUAACUGCAGUCUUAUCAGUAUAUUGUAAAAAAAAAUCAAUGGCAUUAAAAGUAAUCUAUUUAUUGUUUCAGCGGCCCAAUUCAGUAAAAUAUAAGACUAAUGUUAUUUUAAUAAAAAAAAAUAUGUUUUUCUAAAAACUGAUUGUAGUCUUUAUAUGUAUGAUCAUAGAGUUUCUUACUGUAUUCUUGUAAUCAUAUCAUAUUAACAAUAUUCAAACGACGUGUAGAGUAAGGCAAGUUCUAGUGGCUCAAUAGAGUUGGUCGUGUUUUAUUGUGGUUAAGACUGUUCUAAAAUUGGUAUGUUUUUUUUUAUUGUGUACACCAUCAAAGUAUUAUAGCGAUCGAACUUUAAAAGUCGGACAGAAUGCAAACGACGACGCAUGUCUUCAGUGGUUUUGACCCGCUGCGACAUAACGCAGUGCGAUGCGAACUAACGAGAAGUUAUGAUCACUAAAGUUCAUAUUUCGGAAACAAUAUGUCUGUUGGCAUUUCUCAUAAGCCCCCAAACGCGUGAAGUUUGCAAACAGCUCUGUCAAAAAUCCUACUACAUCCAUUAUUAUGUAAUAAUUAACUCACAAAAAGAAUGACCGGUCGCGCGAAAUCGUUUGUAUGCUGUUUUCCUUUACUUCAAAAGUCAUUCAAGCAUUCAAGUCGCCUUGUAUAUAGUUCAAUGUGAGUACUUAUGUGAAACAUACAGUAAUUUCAUAACGAAAUUUCGGGAUAGGGGUUUGUAAUGUCACCUAUAUACGCGCUAGGAAUGUUUCCUACGUAAGUAGUUUAUUUUGCGCUUUCAUGCUUCGUACGUAUAAGAAGACAAAUAACAAAAGUUUUGUAAUGUUACAUACAAAAGUCUUUUUUUAUUUGAGUAUUUUACGCAGUUUUAAAUUUCUGAAGCUAAUUGCACAUAUGGUAAAUGCGCCUCUCCGCCAGGUUUGCGGUGCAGGUACUGUAUGCUUAUAGGGCCAAGUUUGAGUCAAAUGUGUACACAUCUACACUUUUAGCCAAAAUAUUGCCACUACAUCUGCAAGAAGACAUACAACUAGGGAAAAUUGUGCGGGCGCGUAUAUAGGUGUUUUAAUAAACUUAGUUGAGGGUCGAGGUAUAAAACAGUGCUGUGUUAUGUGUAAGAAACGUGUUCCAACAUUUAAAUUAUUAUUAUUAUUAUGUAUAAUAUCUGAUAACGUUGUCUGUAGUAUAUAAAUUUUACGAGAUGUAAAUUAUAAUUUCAUUAUUAAAUUAUUGAUAACAUUCAAAUGUUGAUUGGAUUUGUUUUCUUUUUACUUCGAAAACUCCUCGUGUUUAUAUUUAAAAUCAUCAGACUUCAGAUGCUGUAGGUAGCGGCUCUCUUGAGGUAAAAAACAGACAAACUCGCAGUAGAUGUUUUUGUAUAUAAACUUGAUAUUGCGCAGGCCCCUUUGUUUAUGGCUUAGCUAUAAAAGUUCGCGGAGGUGUAUAAUGUAUAUAAUUUUAAUCAUAAUUCAUAUAGAGUACGUGAAGUAGAAAAAGCGGUGCAACAGAAUAGGCUGAUCUCUUUCCAGAUAUUAUUUUUGUUUUUACUGCUUUAUUACAAAAUGUGGACUGAAGUUAGACUUUGUUUAAACCCUAGAGCUGUCUAGGGCCACAUGCAUUCAACGUUUUUUUUAACCAAAUUUAUCUUAAAUCCAAUGUAAGACAUCUAUAAAUUUGUACUGCAGAUUGUAAAUGCGUGUGCCGUUCUAAUUGUGUAUCUUGCUACAAUGACCUGCUCCCGCUCCCUCUCUUCUGCAAGCGAGAGAGCGCAAGAGGGAGGCGGCCGCCUCCCAUGCCGUCUCGCUACGGAGCAUGGCCUCUACCAUCUGUUCCGCCUCUUAGUGCCGCGAUCAAGUCGCGACGCUGCUGCCACCAGGCCGAGCACUCCAACAAGGUGUGCUCGGCCGUAUCGUCCGGGGUGCCGCAGUGAUGACAAUGCGGCGUUUCCUCCCGACGGGCGACACGGUAUAGGUAGUGACCAAAGCAUUCGUAUCCGGUCAGGACCUGCACCACUGCGACCCACCCACUCCUCCAACACCGGACGAAUGGCCUCAAUCGUCCGGUGGCCGGCGCUCACUUGUUACAAUGACCUACCUGAGCUUGCGUCUUCCGUCUAAAAGUGAAGUAAACACGCAGAUAAUGCCCGCCUUAACGCUAGCUUCACAUUAGCGCAUCUUCACAAAACACUUGCGUCGCGAGCCGUUCUAUUUGUCUCUUUCUACCCUCACUACAAUAACCUACUCAUACGUUGCGUCUUCCCUCUAGACGUGUGGUAAGCACGCAUCUAACGCCUGCUUUAACGCUUGCCUCACAUCAGCGCAUCUUCACAGAACACUUGCGUUGAGUGCCGUUCUAUUUGUCUCUUUCUACCCUCAAUAGAGUGACCUACUUACCUAUUGCGUCUUCCGUCUUAAACGUGCGGUAAACACUCGGCUAACGCCUGCCUUAACGCUUGCCGCACAUCAGCGCAUCUUCACAGAAUACUUGCGUCGCGUGACGUAAGUAUGACGUUCCAUUUGUCUCUUUCUACUUUCACUACAGUGACCUACUCACCCGUCGCGUCUUCCGUCUAAACGUGCGGUAAACACGCUGCUAACGCCGGCCUUAACGCUUGCCGCACAUCGGCGCGUCCAUCACAGAACACUUGCGUCGCGUGCCGUUCUAUUUGUCUCUUUCUACCCUCACUAGAGUGACCUACUCACCCGUUGCGUCUUCCGUCUAAACGUGCGGUAAACACGCAGCUAACGCCCGCCUUAACGCUUGCCGCACAUCGGCGCGUCCUUCACAGAACACGUGGGUCGCGUGUCUUUCUAUUUGCACGAGGGUGUCGUGUCGCGGUAGAUGCACUAUGUCUCCUUCGACCCUCGCUUCGGUGAUGCCUUCCCGCGCGAGCGCCAAUACGAACGAUUCUACGUCCAAAGCGCCCCAGUGGACGCGAGCCGUUUCAGCAUCUGUGAAAAAAUGUAUUAUCAGUAAUAUUUUCGAUAACAACAGUUUAAAGACAAUAUAAGUAAUUUUUGGAAGGCAGUAGGUACAAUCUUUGUAACUUGUUGUUUAAACUCGCACGUAGUGUACGCCUGGAUCUCUAGAGGCUAUAAUUAAACCUACAAACACAAUUUAAGGCGGUAAAAUAGAGGAUGACCUAGUUUGUGGUGGAAGUGAUUUGUAUUUAUGCCAAUGGAGAGGGCUCCUCGUCUUGAGUAGUUAUGGAAAACUUUGUUUUUUUCCACCAUUUUGAAAUAAAACCUAAGAAUUUUUUUUUAUUCUCUUUUAUUAGCUAGCUG
Molecule: messenger RNA, 7281 nt
Organism: Chilo suppressalis (striped riceborer)
Lineage: Eukaryota; Metazoa; Arthropoda; Insecta; Lepidoptera; Crambidae
Source: the annotation of a GenBank genome assembly